AUGAGGGGGAGAGAGAGAACAGGGUGCUACACGAAGAAUGGGGAAUGGGGAAGGCUUAUAAGACUUUCACGCAAUUCUCCUGCUUAUCGUAUAUGGACUAUUUUCCGGAUCUUUUUUUACGAAUUCAGUCAUGUCGAAACAAGACGACGAGAACGCGACGGUGAAACUGGAAGAACAAAAGCGGAAAUAUAUCAGUGUUUUAAAUGGUUGCUUUGGAUAUGUUGUAUAUCGGUUGGUUUACUUGCGUGUUGGGUAGGAAAAGUACAGUACUAUGCUGUCGGAAAUACUAACGAUGGUAGUGACAAUAUUCAUAGAGACAGUAGAUAUAGGAGUUUUAAAGCAUUUGACCAAGAUCGUGAUGGUUUUAUUUCGGAGCCGGAGUUUGAACAAAUCCAUCGUCGCUUGAUUAACACUCAACCAGAGGAGAGGUCUCAAAUUGUGUUAGAUGAAUUAAAACGUAUUGAAGAGGAACAAGGAAAACUCCACGACCUUAUAAAUGAUCUACAGUUAAAACUUACAGACUCCGAGUUGGCUCAAUGGGGACCCUGGAGCACGUGGAGCGACUGUUACAUGAGUUGCACUGGUAAACAUGGUGGUCGUUUACAGAAUCGUUCAAGGGAGACAAAAUCAAAGUCGGUCGUACAGGGUCAUCAAAAAGAGACUGAGGAACGCCCAUGCAAUGCUGUACAAUUCGCAGGUUGCAUUAAAAGUUAUGGAACAGAUGAUAAUUUUGGUGUAAACUACGACUUCGCCGAUCAAAUGGCAGUUGCCACGUGCACCGCCCUUGCAGUAGACGGCUAUAUCCACGCUGUUAGACGGAGGUGCUCUUCGCUGUCGGUCUCGUGCGCGGAGACGUGUAAGCAAAUAGGUGGAACAUGUUUCAAUUCUCUACACAUUUAUAGAGGGUCACAAGUUUUGCUGAGAGACGUUCACGGUUCUAAGGGAUUAUAUGCUUACAAGUACAACGCUUGUGGUGGUGGAUGUGGUCCAAACUUUUGUUGUUGUCGGUCUUUAAAACCUUAAUUGUUCAUUGUCGUGUCACAAACAUUUCUUUGUAACAGAAAAUGGAUUCGAAUUACUGGAGUCUAUGCAUCUCUUACCUGUAGAAGUUGAGUUGGUUUUGACACCUGGUG
Molecule: messenger RNA, 1133 nt
Organism: Ruditapes philippinarum (Manila clam)
Lineage: Eukaryota; Metazoa; Mollusca; Bivalvia; Venerida; Veneridae
Exons: 6
Coding region: 1-1023 (340 amino acids)
Molecular function (GO): calcium ion binding
Source: RefSeq, a predicted model, not a curated record